This is a messenger RNA of Styela clava, 1908 nucleotides long. The record is from RefSeq and is a predicted model, not a curated record. Lineage: Eukaryota; Metazoa; Chordata; Ascidiacea; Stolidobranchia; Styelidae.
GCAUAAUUUCGAGUGUUUCUAAAGUGGACUUGCGCAGUCAACCGCUGAAACUAGACUGAUCUUAUCCGAGUUGUUGCAUUACUGAAUAGUUAGUUAUCUGACGUACUUACUUAUUUGAAAUUUUUUCCGUUAGAAGGUAUGGCCAAGAUCAGAAAAAUUUGCAAGUAUUUUGCGAUGAUAGUUGGCGUAAUAAUCCUAGUAUGCAUUAUACGAACAUUCGUUUUAGUUAAUAUUACGAAAAAGAAAUUGCCGAAGUGCGCCAAGAAUGAAACAUUGGGAUAUUUCAAAUUGAACGAUGUAAUAUGGGAAAGGUUCAAAGAUACCCUUCGGAUGAGAACUGUAACCCAUGAGAUGUCGAAAAUACAGCAAAUGCUAAAUUAUGUGAUCGAAGCUCAUCCGAAGAUAUUCAAAUCCAAACACGUGCAAUAUGAAAUAGUGAAUGGAUACAGUCUUCUGAUUCAUGUACAAGGAAGAGACAAGACCCUCCUGCCUUACCUACUUGCGUCUCAUUUGGAUGUUGUGCCUGUUGUCGAAGAUGAAUGGCAUGCCGACCCGUUCGAUGCAACGGAAAAUAAAGAUGGAACAAUCGUGUAUGCAAGAGGGGCAAUAGAUGAUAAAGGAAGCCUAAUGUCAAAAUUAGCUGCAUUAGAGUUUCUGUUAGAUCGUGGAAUUUUGCCUAAGAGGAGUUUCUAUUUGGGAUUCGGACAUGACGAAGAGGUUCUGGGUCCGGAUGGAGCUCCACAUAUAGCAAAAAGAUUGAUAGAAAAAGAUGUCAAUAAACUACAUUUUGUACUGGAUGAGGGUAUGGUGGUGAUGAAAGACGUCAUUCCUGGGUCAAAUAAGGAACUAGCAGUUAUUGGAGUUACCGAGAGAGGGUUCAUCAAUCUGAAUAUAAGUGUUGAAAUUCAUGGAGGACAUUCGUCAAUACCCCAUCGCGAAACUGCUGUAGGAGUAUUAGGAAACGCUGUUUCAAGACUUCAAUACAACCAAAUGCCGGGACGGAUUGACUCCAUUGUCGCGGAAUUUCUUGAUUCUCUGGCACCAGAACUCAGCUUUCCUCUAAAUGUCUUUGCCUGUAACUUAUGGCUGUUCAAUCCGCUUUGGUGGAGACUCUUUAGUUUAGAUAAAAUUACAAGGGAAGUAGUUCGUACAACAACAGCGGUUACAAUUAUGAGAGCAGGAGAAAAAUUUAAUGUUAUUCCAUCAACGGCCUGGGCUGUUGUCAACCAAAGGACACAUCAUAUGGAUACAGUUACACAGGUGAUGAAACACAACAAAAAUGUUAUAAAUGAUGAUAGAGUUCAAAUAAAUAUAACUCGCCGGCAACCACCCCAUCCUAUAUCCCCAUUCGAUCGAUCAACUUCUUUGCCAUAUCAAGUAAUUUCAGACACGAUUGAUCAGAUUUUCGACGAAGUUGUGAUUGUACCAGCGACACUGGUUGCAAAUACGGACACGCGGUGUUAUUUAAAUUUUACCAAAAAUAUAUAUCGAUUCAAUCCCAUAUCACUAACUAUAGAAGACAUUGCAACCAUUCAUGCUAUGGACGAAAGAAUUAGCAAGAAAAAUUUUGAAAGAAUGAUCAAUUUUUUCUAUCAUCUUAUGUGGAACGCUGACAGAAUUCAACCUCGUGAUUUAACCAGUAACAAGCAAGAGUUAUGAAUACAACUGUAUAUCGAUUUUUACGCUUCGACUUUGGAACGGAAUUUUAUUGUGCUCUAUAAAAUAUUUGCACUAAUUCAUAACCAUAUCACUGUGAUUGAAAUAUGAUCUCGAUCUACACGUGCACAGUCGAUUUAAUAAUUACACAGUACGCUUACAGAAUUUACAUUUUAAUUUUUAGCGUACGUAAUAAUAUUAGUAUAAAUAAAUACUGUGAUGCCAAUGGAAUUCUUUAAAUAUUAUUCUCGA